GGAAUGAAAUUGCAGGGAACGUUCAACGGAAGUUGACGGACGGUUGCAAGCGUUUAUGAGAGACAGACAAAAAAUUAAACUAUUGAGAAUUUGAGAUUUUGCAGUGAUUUAAUUCCCCCUUCCCUAUUUUAUGGAUACCAGUUCCAACAUGGACAUAGAAGGCGCGACCCAGCACCUUCGGGACAUCUUAAAACUGGAUCGUCCCGGUAAUUCGGCCGAGUCAUCAUUGGUAGAAAGCCAGAGAAAACCAUCUUUCAAUGGAGAGAUGAAUGGUGUUCUUGGAGCAGAUCUUAUUGGAGCAGGACUGAUGGAGCCAACUACUCACAACUCAGACAAACUUAAUGGACAGGACACGCAGACUAUCUGUCUUUCAGGAGACGAUGGGUCCACCUGUGUCCCCAUCAGAGCAAACAAUGUGGAAAUUGUGUCCAGUCGUGACUCUAGUAUUGACAGUAAGGCUCGAGGCAGCAACAAGGUUAAAAUUCAGCCAGUGGCCAAAUAUGACUGGGAGCACAAAUACUACUAUGGCAAUUUAAUAGCUGUGUCCAACUCUUACUUGGCUUAUGCCAUCAGAGGUGCAAACAAUCAUUCUAUGAUCCGAGUGCUGCGGCUGGGAUCAACGGAGCGUUCGCUGCUGAAGGGCUUCACAGGUGCAGUCACAGACCUUGCUUUUGCCCACUUGGACUCCACCCUGUUGGGCUGCGUGGAUGAGGCUGGAAACUUGUUCAUUUGGCAGCUCACAAGCCACAACAGCAAAAUACAAGAUGAAGUGUUUGUUCACAUCCGAAGGCCUGAGGACACUCCACUAAAUUCCAACCGCAGACUCAUCUGGUGUCCCUUCAUCCCGGAGGACAAUGAUGAGAGCCCAGAGGAUGCGUGUCAGACAUUGGCACUCCUUCAUGAAGACAGAGCUGAGGUUUGGGACCUUGACAUCCUCCGAUCCAAUAACACCUCGUGGCCUGUGGAUGCCACUGACCUGAAAGAGGGUUUCAUUACCAUUAGAGGACACACAGCACGCAUUAGUGAGGGAGCACUGUCCCCUGAUGGCACUGUCUUGGCCACAGCCAGUCAUGAUGGAUAUGUAAAGUUUUGGCAAAUCUACAUUGAAGGACAGGACCAGCCCAGUAAAUGCAGCUAUGAUGAGCAUAAGAGACUGAUUUCAAAAACACAAAAUCUUACCAACGAACCAACCAAACGAUGCCUGCAUGAAUGGCAGCCACAAAACGGACGGCCUCUUUCCUGCCUGCUCUUUUGUGACAACCACAAGAAGCAAGACCCAGAAGUUCCUUUCUGGCGCUUCCUGAUCACUGGAGCUGAUCAGAACCAGGAACUGAAGAUGUGGUGCACAGUGUCAUGGACGUGCUUACAAACCAUCAGGUUCUCUCCAGAUCCAUUCAACAGCAGUGUGCUACCCAGCCUGAAGGCCAGUUUGGACCUGUCUGCAGAAUUUCUCAUUCUCAGUGAUGUUCAGAGGAAGGUGUUGUACGUCAUGGAGCUACUACAGGAUCAGGAACAAGGCCGUGCCAGCUUCACUGCAGUUUCAGAGUUUCUGCUUACACACCCUGUGCUCAGCUUCGGCAUACAGGAUGUGGCCCGCACCCGACUGCGCCACACUGAGGUCCUUCCACCUGAUGAGGAAAGCGAAAGCAUGACGACAGAAGGAAACCAGGGACCCUCCGAGUCCAAAUCAGGAAUCCAGAUUAAACUCUACUGCGUGCAUACAAAAUCACUACAGGAUGUGCAGAUCUGGUUCCAGCCCAAUCAGGGGGCCUCAUCCUCCCUCUUCAUGCCUCAGUCUGGGUCCCAGGAUGGCUUUGGUUUUUCUGACCCACUGGCUGAUCUGAACGUGGAGGCAAUGAGCUCUGAUAAGGAGUCUGGUGAUAGUGGAUCACACAAUGACCUGAGUAAGAUUCUGGCUCUUCCAACUCCAGCUGACUUCAUGAGUCCAGCCCCUUCAGCCUUGCCCAAACUCAUGACCCCAGAUGCCUUCAUGACGCCCAGCACCUCCAUGCCUGCUUCUCCUGGCAGCAGUGCAAGCAGCCUGACCAUAGUCACGGCCAUGAGCAGCUCAGAUAGCGGUGCAAGAGGUGGAGAUGAUCUGGCUCAGAGCCCUAAAAUGUCUGUUGAAUGUGGCAACAGCAGCUUGACUCUGAGUGCCAGCGCAGGCAGCCCAAGAUCCAACUCUAUCCUCAUCACAGGCCUUGGGGAAAAUCUUCAGGUUUCCCCCCCAAACCCUCCUCUCUCCCUGGAUCUCCAGGCCAUAGAGCCCAUGGUUGUCCCCCAGGCCUCUCCAACCAGAGCUCGCUCUCCAGAUGUUAUCUCCUCUGCUUCUACGGCAAUGUCCCAGGACAUCCCCGAGAUCGCCUCAGAGACCCUGCAGAGGGGGCUGGCCAGUGCCGCUGCUGACUCAAACCCUGUCCUGCAUUCUGACAGCAUGGCAUCAGCCGCAUCAGUCCUCCACCUGUUGUCUCCUAGAGCCCGGAGCAGUGCUGAGCACAGUUUGCUGCCUCUCGAAUUGGGUGCAGCAUCUGUGGAUGGAGAACAGAGACUCAAUAACACACCUUCACUGCUGGAGACGGCUCUGUCACAGGAGAACGCGGUAGCUGCUGGAGGAUCCUGUUCUGACAGCAGUGUGAACCACACCUGGCCCGCAGCACCUGAUAUCACACGAGAAACUCGCAACAGCCUCAGAGACAAUGGUUUGGGAGACUGCUCUAGGGAGGAAAUAAAGGACAGACACAUUUCCUCUCCCUACCACAGACGCACUUAUCACCUGACUCAGAAUGACAGUCAAGAUGCAAGUGCAGAGCAGAGUGAUCAUGAUGAUGAGGUUGCCAGUCUGGCCUCUUCCUCGGGGAACUGUGGCCCUCGCUCCUCUCACAGACUUCCCGUAAAGGACUGGAAAACAUCUCCGCGCAGCUCCCCUAAGCUCAAGAGGAAGAGCAAGAAGGAUGAAGGAGAGUCCUCACAGCCUCGACAGAUUGAGAACCAGAUGAGCACAGAGGUGCAGGAUGAGCUUCUACAGAUGUUACGGAGCCAGCAAAGGGAGAUCGCUGAGCUGAGACAGAACCAGCUGGACCUUCUGCAGAGAGUCACCUGUCACAUGGACGCUGUUCAGAGCUCCAUCAUGGCUCACAUUGAGCACGCCAUGUUGGCUCAGCAGGAGCAAGAACAGAGAAGAAUGGAGCGGAUUCUGGCUGAAGGACAAAGCCGAAACCAACAGCUCCAGGACCAGCUGGUUCAGCAGCUUGUCCAGACACUGAACAACAGUCUCUGCAAUCGGCUAGACAAAGUUUUGCGUGAAGAAAUGAAGAAGACCGUCCCACAGACAAUAUCGAAGAGUCUAGAACCUGUGACCAGCCAGUUGAACAGCACCAUUGCUGCCAAGUUAACCGCAGUAGAAGGAACAUUGAAGGAAAAUGUCACCAAAGUUGUUAAAUCCAAGAACACUACGGAUGCUAUCGGCCGUGCUGCAGCUGAGGCCAUGCAGGGUCCCAUCCAGUCAGCCUACAAAGAGACCUUCCAGGGCAUUGUGCUGCCCGUGUUUGAGAGAGGCUGCCAGUCCAUGUUUCAGCAAAUCAAUGACAGCUUCAAACAGGGAACACACGAGUACAUCCAACAGCUGGAGACACACAUUAAGAACAGGAAACAGCAGGACCAGGAUGCACGGGAUCCCGUGAUUGGUCAGCUGCAACAGAUGAUGGACACGCUCCAGAGUUCUCAAGACCAGCUGGCCACCACUGUGACGGCCAGCGUGUGCUCUGACGUCCAGCGUCAGCUCCACAUGAUCGUGGGAAAUCUGCAGGACUCAAUCCUGACGCAGGUACAGCGCAUAGUGAAGGGAGAGGUGAGUCUGGCCAUGAAGGAGCAGCAGGCAGCUGUCACCUCCAGCAUCAUGCAGGCCAUGCGCUCGGCCGCAGGAACACCUGUACCCUCUGCACAUCUGGACUACCAGGCCCAGCAGGCCAGCAUACUACAGUUACUACAGCAGGGCCAGCUCAAUGAGGCCUUCCAACAGGCUUUAUCCGCAGCAGACUUGAAUCUGGUGCUGUAUGUGUGCGAGACCAUUGACUCCCAGCAAGUAUUUGGCCAGCAGCCCUGUCCACUGCAUCAGGCCGUCCUUCUGUCUCUCAUCCAGCAGCUUUCCACCAACCUGAGCACACGCACAGAACUCAAGAUCAGUUAUCUUGAAGAUGCUGUAAUGAACCUGGACCAUGGCGAUCCAGUCACCAGAGACCACAUGUCUGCAGUGCUGACCCAGGUACGACAGAAGCUCUUACACUUCCUGCAGCAGGACGCCCACAGCCCUCUGAGCAAGCGCGCACGGCGCCUCAUGAUGAUGCUGCAGGGCCUGGUCAAUCACUAGAGCCCCUCCGGAUGAUGCAGCUGACACCUUCACAACCCCUCAGUCAUCACUCUGCAGUCUCAAAGACGACCGUCACGACCUCAUACCACCCUGUUGUUCACUUGCUUUAUCUGUGCUCUGCAGCUUAUUGGCUCUCUCAGAAGCACUAUUGGGAGUUGUAGUCCAGGCUUGGACUUAGGAUAUAUUGGCAGUUCUGGACUUCAUCUCUCCCUAUCGGUCCCUCCUUUCAGAUUUUUCUGCAUGUAAGAAAAUCCUUAGUUUGUAUGCAGAACCAUCAUGAAUGCAGAAUGGGACAUAUAGGCGACUUCAGUUAUUUUCAUUAUGCAUUCAAUGCCAGGAGACCACAACUUUUUUUUUUUUUUGCUUUCAUUCUUGACACAUCAGGAACAAGACUGGAGAGCGUAAGAGAAUGAAAACUAUAACAUGAACACUCCAGAUUUCUUCUGAAAGGCUGGUUUCCUGGCUGCGCUGCUUUUUUCUCUUUUUAUUUCUUUGAACGCUGCAGUCAUUGAGACAUUAUCGUCACCUCGUGAAUAUUAGCCCUGUUGGUUAUCGAUAAAGGUUGUAUAUAGGCCACUCAUCCUUAUCUGACUCAACUGUUAAUGCUGUCGGGAUUUGAAAAGUUCAAACAGUGAAACUUAUGGACAGCUGCAAAAAAUGUACCCACACAGUUGAUACCAUGUUUUUUCAAUCAACAGAGACUUGUAAAAUAUGUAACAGGGCUUAUUACAUUACCAAGGAAUGCUAACAACAUAGUUAUUUAGAAUUUCUUCGAAAGGAACCUUGAGUCUGUAACUUGCAGUACAUCUGUAAGUCUUUAGAGGGCAGGCGUUUGUGUAUUCUUUCUAAUUUUAUAUGCUGCUGCUGUGAAUUUUCUUUUUUUUUUCGGCAGAAUUACACUACACUAAAUUCAACAAGGCUCUUAUUAAAAAACAAUUUCACAGGGGGAAAAAAACUUUCCCUGUGAAAUUGUUUUUCUGUAUUGCAUCACCCAAAUAUUUGAAAGUGUUGGAGGAAGUGGAGGAGAAAUGCCUGUUUUCUGCUCUGUUCUGGUUAGUUGAUUGUAUUUUAUUUAGAUUGAGAACCCUUUUUUUCAUUAAGAAGGACUUUUUGGUCUUGGCCUUUGAUAAAGGAAGAACAGUAAGAAAGUGCCUUAUCAGACUGUUGCGUAUCAAAUAUUGGUAAUCGGGUCCUCUGACCCAACGUUGGGCGCCACAUUGGGGUGUGUGGCUUAUAUCCAAGCAAAUUUUCUUUUGCAGUAAAACACGGAAUUGAAGUUAGGAAUGGACAGGUUUGUCACUGAAACAUUUUGUAAACUGUGAUCUGAGUUAAUUUUUUCAGCCAUUUAUUCCUCCCAAGUUUCAUGCUAAUGCGAUGAGGAAGUGCCGGCCCUGCUGACUGUGUUCAUGUUAACACAUUAUUUGUUCCCCUGUCGUCUUUAUUUUUAGAGCUGUGCAUAUGCUAUCCAUAGCCAUUUGCAGCAGUCAGUGUGGCUUAUUAGGAAAUGUUUACAGGGUGUAGGCAAUGUGUCCUCUUUUGCUUUUUUCUCAUAAGUAUAAAAAAAAAAGCUCUUUAACGGACAUGAGCCUGCUGUGUAAUUCAAGGUAAAUUUGAGGCGCUAAUAAGGAUAUAUUAAACUCGGCAUGCUUGCAUGCUAAUGGUGAGAGCCAUGUAUUCAAACAUAGUUAACCUUUUUACCAAUUCAAAACCCCACUUUUGUUCAAGAUUUGUCCACCUGGAUUAUUCCCAUUUCAUCUUCAUUUCUCUUUCUUCUAUGGUAUAGUGUCCAGCAAAGUUGACCUGUGAUUGAAUAGAUUGUCUUGAUUCAGUUUUAAGUUAUGUCAGGUUGAAAACGUCCUCUUGUCAGUUUUAAGAUUUUGUUGCAGUGCAAGGUGAAUUUGUUUUCGAUGCUGUUUUAGACCGGUCUGAUGAUGUUGGGGAUACUAUACUAAUACACAAUGCCUUCAGUUUUUGAGGCUUACAGACCUUUUUCCCGUCAAGAGAUUUGCAUUGCAGGUUGUGAAUGACAAUUUAAUUGUCUGUAAUUUUUUCCCAUUGUGUUCUGAUUUUUGUUCCUUGUGAAUGCAAUUCUGUUGUAUAUUUUACACUUAUUUCUUUCAUCCUAGACGUUUUGGAAUAAAAAAAGAAAACCUUGUUCAGUGUUCA
Molecule: messenger RNA, 6532 nt
Organism: Carassius auratus (goldfish)
Lineage: Eukaryota; Metazoa; Chordata; Actinopteri; Cypriniformes; Cyprinidae
Product: enhancer of mRNA-decapping protein 4
Exons: 30
Coding region: 131-4366 (1411 amino acids)
Biological process (GO): deadenylation-independent decapping of nuclear-transcribed mRNA
Cellular component (GO): P-body
Molecular function (GO): protein binding
Source: RefSeq, a predicted model, not a curated record